AUGGAACAUUUCCAGACCAUUCUGUCAGCUGUGGGGCCCAUCUCAAUCGUGGCCGCAGCUUUAACAGUGCUCACCUGGAGGAUUAUGAUCUUAGACAUAGUCACAGCGAUAGUCACGGCGAAUACUAGACUAGCUGAAGGUAUUCUUCCCACUAUGGCCAGUACUGUGGUCACAGGAUGUGUAAAUCUUGUCAAACAUUUGGGUCCAGAAAAAGAAAAGAGACUUGCCUCCCUGGUGGUCUCUGAGCAUGGUGCCAUAGGAGCAGCAUUAGGUGGAGCAGUUGGUGGAGCUGUUGGUGGAGCAGUUGGUGGAGCUGUUGGUGGAGCGGUGCACACAGUCUUGGGAGAGGUUCUCCCGGUCUUCAGACAGGCAGUUGGGGUCGCACUGGGUGUAGUUUUGGGUAGGAUAUUUGGCCAGGCAUUCACCAACGAAAUCAUGAAAAUGACCGCAAUAACAGACAAAGGGAUCGCAGGAGCACUAGGGGGAGCUUUAGCGGGCGGCUUCGGAGCAUUGUUUGGCUUCAUGGCAGGAGGGAUUGUUGGAGGCUUCAUGGCAGGAGGGAUUGUUGGAGGCUUCAUGGGUGCGCUGUUGGGGCAUGUGGGAGUUAAAUAUUUAGGCAAUUGGUUGAAGGAGACAUUUCUUGGAGGAAUGCAAUGUUUAAUUUCAGUGCUUUCAGCCAUAGCCAUUGGACUUAUCACAUCCAUAGGACAUAUCACAACAAUAUUUGGAGUCAUGGGCCUGCUUGCAAGCUUGGUGGCAAUCCUGGUUGUGCUCAUAGCAUCCAACAAACAACACACAUCCAAAGCUAUUCACACCUCUACCAACGAGGAAGAAGUACAAGGAGAAGAUGGCAAUCAAGAAGAGAACGAGAAGGGGAGAAACGUCGACGACCAGAAACUUGUUUGGCAAUAUUUUGCCUUGAUGCUUUCAGUUGUGGGGCUUAUCACAAUAAUCUUUACAGGUGUAACGGCAGCCUUAACUCUAGUAAGCUUAGCAGUGAUCACAGUGGUGGUUGAACUAUUCAGUGGGGGACAUGAAUCCAAGGGUUCAUCCGGAGUCGUAACAGCAGCCAAGGGCAUUGUAGGACCUGCUGUCACAGGCUGUGGAAAACUAGACGAACUUUUGAAGCAAGUCGUAAGACAGAAAAUAACGCCAGUAGUGUUCUCUAAGCAUGGGGGAGAUGCUUGCACCAUCGGGGGAGGAAUCGGUGGAGCAGUUGGUGGAACUAUUGGUGGGACAGCACUCACAUUCUUGAAGGUAGUGAUACAUCCAAUCUUCGGGCAGGCAGUUGGCGCUGCACUGGGGUUAAUUGUUGGUUGGACAAUUGGCAAAGCCUUCACCACCGACAUCAUGACCAGGCGUGGGCAAAUGGACAAACGUGCUGCAGGGGCAGUAGGUGGCGCUAUAGGGGGUAACAUUGGGACGCUUUUUGGCUUCAUGACGGGAGGAGUUGUUGGCGGUUUAACUGGAGGCGUGAUGGGCAUGAUGGGGGAUAAGUACCUAGGGAUCAGGAGUUAAUUGGUUUGAAAAUAUGGUUUAAGUUUAUUAGUAAACAGGAUGUUUCCUAAACAGACUUAUUACACAGAUUACAUACUAUUUCACACUAUGCAUUUUUCCACCAACAGGGAACCCAUUCUUGAACCGGUUCCGUUCAGAAUUUUUGAGCCUUGGUACUAUCUAGUGAACCAGCCUGCAUUUCCACCAGUUUAGAAACCGAACCAAGGGUGUGUCAUCAACAAUGGGUGUUGCAUGCAAAACAAAAGUUAAUGAGAUGCAUGAUAUGACAGUUGUCCCAAAGAAAUGUCAGA
Molecule: messenger RNA, 1808 nt
Organism: Alosa sapidissima (American shad)
Lineage: Eukaryota; Metazoa; Chordata; Actinopteri; Clupeiformes; Clupeidae
Exons: 2
Coding region: 1-1518 (505 amino acids)
Source: RefSeq, a predicted model, not a curated record